Messenger RNA from Ziziphus jujuba (common jujube), 4785 nucleotides. RefSeq names its product putative disease resistance RPP13-like protein 1. The coding region runs from base 371 to 1813 and encodes 480 amino acids. Gene Ontology annotation, biological process: defense response to other organism. The transcript is spliced from 5 exons. Gene Ontology annotation, molecular function: ADP binding. Lineage: Eukaryota; Viridiplantae; Streptophyta; Magnoliopsida; Rosales; Rhamnaceae. The record is from RefSeq and is a predicted model, not a curated record.
UUAUUUUAUUUCAUUAUUAUUAUUUUUUUUCCCAAAGGAAAAGCCCGAUCAAGGCUUUGGAAUUAUUGCAGGAAUUUGAUACUGCCAAAAGACAAAGCAUCUCAAAAGACAAAGCAUGUGGGAUUAAUCUUUAUGGAUCUGUGUGGGUCUGACAGGCUUGUCUAGACACAAAUUAAAGAAACAAUAAUCAAAGAUGUAGAAGAGCUGUUUGUUGGUUGUUGUUGACAUGCAAAACAAAGAGAGAAAGAAAGAAAGAAAGAGAGAAAGAAACCCAUUUAGGCAUAUUUGAAGUCGUAUCUGGUUUCCAAUCCUGAAGCCAUUGAAGGUUCAUUCAUCUUCCAGCUGUUUGUUUGUGGAAGGAUAAAAAACCAUGGCUGACAAAGUGGUGGGUGAAUCCGUCCUCUCCGCUUCCCUUCAAGUGUCAUUUCGUAGGAAUGCUUCUCAGGAGUUCGUCGACUUCGUUCGACGAAACAAAUUCGAUGAAGUGCUCGACGACUUGAAGAAGGUUUUAGUGUCGGUUAGUAAAGUGCUGAAUGAUGCCGAGAUCAAACGAUUCAGUAAUGUAGAUGUGAGGGUUUGGUUUGAUUUCCUCGAAAACUACAUCUACGAGGCAGAGGACUUGGUUUAUAGAAUCUACACCGAAGCUGAAGAAGAAUCUGCAAGCAGUAGCAGCAGCAUAUCUAAGCAGGUAAGCAAUUUUCAACUCCAUAAGAUCAUUGAAUCGAUCAAAUUUAUUGUGGAAAAAGUGUCCAAAGUUGGUUUGAUAGAAGGUGUUGAAAUUGACAGUUUCCAAAGAUCAUCAUCAUCAUCUGAAACUAGUAAUUUGGCCUAUAUUUGUGGGAGGGAUGCUGAGAGGAAAGCCAUCAUUGACUUGUUGUUACCUGAUAAAGACUGGCAUAAGAUAUCCGUUAUUCCCAUUGUCGGUGAGGUUGGGAUCGGCAAAGCCACCCUGACUCAGCUUGUUUACAUGGAUAUUCACAACAACUCCAACAAACCUUUCGAUGUCAAAGCAUGGAUUACCGUAGGCGAUAAAUUUGAUGUUUUCACGAUAGUAAAAGGAAUUUACCGCCAGGCAGUUACUGAUUCACCAAAUUGCCAUAUUGGGAAUCCUUAUGAACUUCAACUUGAGUUGAACAAGUCUUUAGAGGGAAAAGGGUUUCUAUUUGUUCUUGAUGAUGUUCGGACUCCGAAUUUUGGCGAAUGGUGCGCAAUAAAGAGAAUGUUCUCAUUUGCAUCACAUGGAAGUAAGAUUCUCGUAACAACAAGGUUUAUAGCUGUUGGAUCAGGGCGGGCUACUGUUCCCAUUUGUAAGCUAGGAUUAUUAUCACACAAAGAUUGUUGGCAGUUAUUUUCAAAACGUGUCUUCAAUAAUGUAGAUCCAAGGGCAUAUCGAGAUUUGGAAGAAAUUGGUAGACAAAUUGUUAAGAAAUGCAGAGGUGCUCCUUUAGCAGUGAUAUUACUUGCUGGUCUUCUGUGUACCAAUCUAAAUACCGUGAAAUGGAAAAAUGUAUUGAAUAAUGAGAUUUGGCGUUCACAUGGACCCACAGAUUUUCCAGCUCUAAGCUUGAGCCACCGUCAUUUGCCUAACCAUCUAAAACAAUGCUUUGCUUACUGUUCAAUUUUCCCUCGAGGUUAUGGAUUCCAAAAGGAAAAAUUAAUUUUAUUAUGGAUGGCUCAAGACCUUUUGCUGCCCCAGAAUAAUAAGAUGCUAGAAGAAGUGGGAGAAGAGUACUUUAAUGAUCUAGAAUCAAGGUCGUUCUUUCAAAAAAGCGUAUUUUGUGAUUUUACAAGAAUCAAGAAAUUUUUGUUUUGAGGUUGAAUGACAAUUACUUAGCAUUCCAUCCAAGGAAGAUUCGUCAUUUAUCGUGGAUGGGAAAUGAGAUAUUCAAUACCACAACCUUAGUGUAUCAACUUGAACAUAAUGUGUUGUGCAGUCUACUACAAAUGAAUGGAUGGUUUGGAUUGAAUAGCAAGUUCCCGAGACUCCCUGCAGGACUGCAACACUUCAAAUGCUUAAGAGUGCUUUCCUUGUGUGGAGUUGAUAAUAUCGAAAGGUCGCUUGAUCCAAUUGGCAAAUUAAGGCUUCUAAAGUAUUUGGAUUUAUCUUGGACUGAAAUUAAAGAAAUACCUAAUACAAUUUGUAGUCUGUACAAUUUGCAGACACUAUUAUUACAUUAUUGUGGUAAUCUUAGUAGGUUGCCUGAUUCAAUUGGCAAAUUGAAGCAUCUAAGGUACUUGGAUUUAUCUAACACUCAAGUCGAAAGGAUUCCUGAUGCACUUUGUAAUUUGCACGAUUUGCAUACUCUGUUAUUGGGAUCAUGCAGAAAGCUUACUCGUCUACCAAGGUAUAUGGAAAGACUGAUCAAUUUACACCACUUGGACAUUACUGCUACAUCUUUAAGAGAAAUUCCACCGCAACUAACAAACUUGCGACAUUUGGAAAUAUUAAGUGAUUUUUCUGUAGGCACAAGCACUGGAACCAGUAUCAAAGUGUUAGAUGAGGUUCAAGAUAUGCAUGGAAAUCUUAGAAUUAGAAGCCUUGAAGAGGUAGUAAAUGUUGAUGAUGUUGUAGAGGUCAAUUUGAAAGAUGAGAAGUGUAUUACUGAUCUGAGUUUGGUUCAAGAUAUGCAUCGAAAUCUCAGAAUUGGAAGCCUUGAAGAGGAAGUAAAUGUUGAUGAUGUUGUAUAGGUCAAUUUGAAAGAUGAGAAGUGUAUUACAGAUGAGAAGUGUAUUACUGAUCUGAGUUUGGUUCAAGAUAUGCAUGGAAAUCUCAGAAUUGGAAGCCUUGCAGAGGUAGUAAAUGUUGAUGAUCUUGCAAAGGUCAAUUUGAAAGAUGAGAAAGGUAUAACUGAUCUGAGUUUGGAAUGGGAAGGUGAUACUGUUGAUUCACAGAAAGCACGAGAAGUGCUUAACAAACUUCAACCACACGUUGAUCUUGUGCAAAUAUCUAUUAUAAAUUAUGGAGGUCUAAUCUUUUCAGAUUGGAUAAGUGGCUGUUCAUUUUCCCGGUUAGUAUACAUGUGGCUAAGUAAAUGUAAAAACUGUUUCUAUUUGCCACCACUUGGACAGUUACCUUCCCUGAAAUCACUUAGCAUUGAUGGGUUUGAUAGGGUGAAAAGCAUAGGUGAUGAAUUCUAUGGCAGUAGUUCGUCUAUUGUGAAUAAGCCAUUCAAGUCCUUAGAAAAAUUAAGUCUUACAUUUAUGCCACAGUGGAAAAAGUGAUCAUUGGUGGAAGGUGAAGUUUUGUCAAAACUUAAGGAACUUCAUUUAAUAGAUUGUCCAUCCUUGAUGUUAAAUGGGGCUUCCAUCCCUGAUUCUCUUCCAUCCUUGAUACAUAUUUACAUUUCAAAAUGCCAAGAACAGGUGGUAGUCUCACUCCUAAAUGUCAACUUCCAUUGCUCAGUUCCUUGUACAUAGGUUAUUGCCCUGAAUUGAAGACAUUUCCAGAGAGGAGAUUGCCCACUAAUAUACAAACCAUUGAAAUUUGUGGAUGUGAAAACCUUGAGUCAUUUUCCGAAAGAGAGAUGGCCUUCAAAUUUAAAAUCACUUUCAAUUGGCAGUUGUGGGAAGCUAUUUGCACCUUGCAUGCAGUGGAAUCUGCAAACACUCACCUCUCUUACAUCUUUAGACUUGAGCUGCAUAGAUGACGUGGUGGAUUCAUUUCCAGAAGAAGGGAAGCUUCCCAAAACUCUGACUUCUCUAACUUUAUGCCGUCUUCAUAACCUUAAAUCUCUAAAUGGCAAGGCCUUUCAGCAGCUCACCUCCCUUAAAGAAUUGUCAAUUUCAUACUGCAAACAGUUGCAAUGCAUGCCAAAAGAAGGGCUGCCUCCUACCCCGACUUCUCUUCAUCUGAGUUGUCUUGAUAAUCUUAAAUCCAUAGAUAGCAAGGCCUUUGUACGGCUUGCCUUCCUUGUAAAAUUGUCAAUUUCAUAUUGCCCACAGUUGCCAUGCAUGCCAGAAGGAGGGUUGCCUGGUUCUCUUUCUCAACUGAUAAUCGAGUGGUGUUGUUUUCUAAAUCCACGGUGCCAAAGAGAGACAGGGGAAGAUUGGCCAAAGAUUGCUCACAUCCCUUGCAUAUGCUUAUAUCCAGAUUGAUGUGAUAAGUACUGUACCGAUCUAUCCAUCUCUUCUAGAAUUUUUCAGAUGCAUGGAUAUUGUUUAGAUUCAUUUUGCGGAGGCAGGGCCUGCCUUGCUGGCUGGGAAUUUCUUCCAGCUAUCAGUUGAAUUGGAGUGCUCAUUAAAACAAGGGAUUUCCACUUCAGUUUCUUGUUUGACUAUCUAGCUACAAAUAUCCUCUACUACAGCGCAGGUUGGAAUUCAUGGGAUCGGCACAUAAUGAGUUAUAAUGUUGGAAGCAAAAGUUUGUUAUUCCGAAUGGCCGAUUCAGUACUGCCCAAGCUUCAAAGUCAUCAUCUCUAGCACUUCUCAAUUUUCAAUCAGCAUUCCAGCAUAAUGGAUUUAUUUCAGAUGUUUAAGUUAUCAAAAGUGGGAUUUUCUUAAUUAAAUCAGCUUAAAUCCAAGGGCGGUGGAUUUUUCUGCAGAAGUUUACCUUAUGUUUAAAUCAUAUCAGAGUACAAUAAUGCCGCUGGUAAUUUAUCUGCAGGUAUUUUGUAAAUGAACUUCCCUGUAGGUUGCACGAGGCUUUGUUUCUUUUAUUAUUCUUUCGACUGCAACGAGCAUCUGCUUGUGAAUUAAUAAUUUACAGGUUCUUUGUUAGAGUAUGCCAUAUGAUAAUCCUACAUUGUUUCUCAUUGCCUUAAUGAACUCUUACAGGGUUUCAUCUUU